Ostreococcus lucimarinus CCE9901 is the source of this 706-nucleotide messenger RNA. RefSeq lists its product with no specific name. The transcript has a single exon. Gene Ontology annotation, biological process: intracellular protein transport; vesicle-mediated transport. Gene Ontology annotation, cellular component: membrane coat; intracellular membrane-bounded organelle. The record is from RefSeq and is a predicted model, not a curated record. Bases 192 to 674 code for a protein of 160 amino acids. Lineage: Eukaryota; Viridiplantae; Chlorophyta; Mamiellophyceae; Mamiellales; Bathycoccaceae.
CGCCGACGCGCGGUCGGACGGGGGCGCGACGGUGGCGGUGAUCGAGGACGGAUCGCGGCGCCGCGCGGGGUCCGACGAUCGCGGCGCGAACCUCGCGUCGGCGAACGAAACGAAACGAAACGAAACGAAUCAUUCAUUCACUGCGUUGAUUUGGGUGGUCAAUCCAUUGGUGUUGUCGGACGACGAGGACGAUGAUCAAGGCGUUCAUCGUGGUGAAUAACCACGCCAUGGUGCGAUUGUGUAGAUUUUACGAACAGCUCGGGGUGGAUAAACAGACGGAGCUGUGUCAGACGGUGUACAAGCUCGUGACGGGGCGACCGGAUCACCUGUGCUCGUUCGUGGACGACGAGAAGACGUUCGGCCCGGACACGAAGCUGGUGUACAGACACUUCGCGACGCUGUACUUUUGCAUCCUGAGCGAUCGAAGCGAGAGCGAGCUGGCGAUGCUGGAUCUGAUUCAAGUCUACGUCGAAACCCUCGAUCGGGUGUUCGAGAACGUGUGCGAAUUGGAUUUGAUUUUCAACUCUCCGAAGGCGUACACCGUGCUCGACGAGACAAUCGUCGGGGGGUUGGUGCUCGAGAUCAACACGAAUAAAAUCUUGAACGUGUACGAUCAGCUCAUGAAACUGGAGAAGAUGCACGGUUCGCUCAUGGAUAAGAUCGCCAUCUCGUGAUCGUAGUAAUCUGUAAAACACUCCCUCGCUCG